AUGCCACCGCCCCUCUGCCGGUUGGGGGCAGUGGCACUUGUGCUCGGGUCCUUCCUCACCGCGACAACCCACGCCAGAGAGUCCACCUACAUCUCCGGUACAUCUCUCGAUGGAGUCACAACCUCGUUGGCGGUCGACCGCACGCCUGCGCUCUACACUGGCGACUUUGGUGAUUGUUUAGGCGGACAGAGCUUGCUUAAUGUGACAAAGUUCGAUGCAGCCUUUUAUUAUGACAAUUCUACCAUCUUGUUCCACCUCGAUGGCACAACCAGCCUGAAGAGCGAAGCAUUAAUGAUGUAUAUUUCCGUAGAAGCAUACGGCCAAACGAGGUUCACCAUGACGUUUGAUCCAUGCCUCGUCAACAUUUACAGCUUGUGCCCCAUGAACGCCACUGUUCCUAUCACCGCCUUCGCCCUCUUUCAGGUUGGACAACAGCAGAUGUCAGGCAUUCCCCAGAUUGCCUAUGAGAUACCCGACUUCGAGGGCUAUUUUCGACUGCAGCUACUCUCAAAUUCGAGUCAGACUGAAAUUGGAUGCUUCCAAGCUGUCAUGAGAAAUGGUGCAACCUUUUCUCACCCAAAGGCCAUCAGCUCCAUUCUCGCCGUCUUCACAGCUACCGCUCUGGCCGCCUCUUUUGCGACUGCCGCGUACGGUGUGAGCAUACCUCACAUGAGGACUCACUACGCACAUUCGUUUUCGGUUCUAGUUGUGUUCGAAACGUUCCAGUCAGUUUUCUUCUCGGGGGCUCUGUCAUUAAACUGGCCCAGUGUGUUAUCCGCUUGGUGGUCCAAUUUUGCUUGGGCAGCAGGUCUUAUACCAACGGCGGGCAUGCUACACUCCAUCGAUUCUUUUGCUGGCGUGAACGGUAACGCAAGCCAAGUUGGGGGUGCAGGUUCGACCAUUAUCAACAAUAAUGGGGGUGGAUUGGCUCAACAAAUUUACGGCCGAUCGCCAGUGGCCGAUGUGCUGGGCAGUCUCCGUAAACGAUCCCACGAACUCGUAGGACGGAGCGUCCAACUGAUGAAGCGCCAACCAUUCAACGCAAGCGACCCUUACGAUUACAAUUGGAAUGGCGACCCGGUCAAGCCUGGAAUGCCUAUCCCCGGAGAUUGGAGUGGGUUCGCCGGAACUCUAUCCGAGCUCAGAAUCCCCUCUCCUGACGCAUUCAUGAUCAGCUUUGUGUGGCUGCUAAUUGCGCUUGUUGCCGUGGCUUUCGCCGUAGUGUUGCUCAAAAUUUCCCUUGAGGCUUUGGCCAGGUUGAAAUGGAUCAAAGAGGACCGCCUCGUAUACUUUCGAGGUCACUGGAAAGGCUAUGUCACUACGUCACUACUACGAGUUGCAUUCAUAUCCUUCUUCACCAUGUGUGUCCUGGCAAUGUUUCAAUUCAAUCACGCUGGAAGAAUAGGUCCCACUGUCAUUGCAGCGAUUGUAUUUGCAGCCUUCACAUUGGGCCUUGGUGGAAUCGGUGCAUACGCAUUGCGUUCUCGUCUACGAUUUGGAAAAUUUGCCAUGGAACCGGAUCGCAUCCAGUUUCAUCGUGGUCACAUUUUGGGCUGCGUACCAUGGUUCGUGCCGAUUCGAAUGAGCCAGUUACGAGAACAGGAGUUUUCGCAAAGGCCACUGGGUUCAAUCCCAUUUGUGCGCUGGCACUUUGUCGAUGAUCAACCCGACAGAACAAGAGUCCAUCAAGAUCAGCCGUAUAUCAGACGCUUUGGUUGGCUCUUUGCACGCUACCGCUUAUCGCGAUGGUGGUACUUCAUCUUUUGGAUGGCCUACCAGUUCGUUCGAGCAUGCUUUAUUGGCGGAGCAACAACUAAUCCAAUUGCACAAGUCUUUGGCCUUUUCAUUGUCGACAUUAUAUCUCUUGUCGUUAUUGCGACCAUCAGCCCAUACGAAGGACAGCGAAAUACUGUGAUUGCCGUCUGGUUGUUGGGGAUCAGUAAAGUCGUCACAACAGGUCUUUCCGUCGCCUUCUUGCCCGACUUCAACCUCGAUCGUAUCUCGGCAACCGUUGUUGGCGUUGUCAUCAUUGUGAUCCAAGCCCUUCUAGUAAUUGCUCUUUUGAUCAUGAUUGUUUUGAGUGGCAUCUCCUCCUGGAUGUCGCUCACAAGAAAUCGUGAAUACUUUCCAUCUGAGCGACUCGAGGGUAUUAGGAUCAGAUACUUUGAGCAUAUAGAAGCAAAAGCUUUGGAUAAGAGAGCACCUCUGGAGGAAAGGACUAGGUCCAAGAGAAGCUCAUCCGAGAGUGAAGUGAAGGUACCGCCAGCAGAACCUAACUUCUCCGUGGCCAAUGUUCGACGCAUUUCAAAGAUUGAAGACGAGUACGACGACUACUUCCCGGAUUUGGAGCCACACGCUGGAGUACAUUCUACGUUCAGCCCCCGGCCUAUCAACCGAACCAGCCGCACAAAUAGUGUUAGUUCGCGGCAUUCAGUCAGUAGCUUGCCACGCGCCGCCCGUGGACAUCGUGCUUCUUGGAGCUCGAGAGACUUCACACCAUGGACAGAGCUGGAGCGGCCGGGCACGGCGCUGGCCAAUCGGUUGAGUGGAGGUCAUACCCCAGAUCACUCGACUACAAACGUGACCGGAGUCUUGAAAAAGCAGGUAUCAGUCGCAAGCCUGAGAGCUGCUGAGAUACCUAUCCCUGAAAGUCGGCCAACGACAGCAUCAGAAGAUACGGUGAAAAUUGCCCAAACAGAGGAUGAAACAAAACCAGAACCCAAUAUCAAUGGAGCUGAAAAGUCUGAGGCUUUUUAA
Messenger RNA from Pestalotiopsis fici W106-1, 2757 nucleotides. RefSeq lists its product as uncharacterized. The record is from RefSeq and is a predicted model, not a curated record. Bases 1 to 2757 code for a protein of 918 amino acids. Gene Ontology annotation, biological process: transmembrane transport; fungal-type cell wall biogenesis. The transcript is spliced from 3 exons. Lineage: Eukaryota; Fungi; Ascomycota; Sordariomycetes; Amphisphaeriales; Sporocadaceae.